CCAAUGGACUGUGAUAGUCUCGUCAGUUUUUGUCUUUACUCGAUUUGACAGUAGUUUGACAUUUAUGUUCAAUUUAAUCUCCAAGUGAACAUUUUUGAUAACUCCAAUAGAGUACUUGGAUUAUUGUUCGAAGUAAUUGAUAAUAUGGAAAACAGUGCAGACAAAGAAGAACAAGGCAAUCAGGAUGACUCGGAUUCAGAAGUAGACGAGAUUGAACCUAGGUUAAAGUACAUUAGAAUGCGAAAUGAUCUGGAACAGAUUUUACAAAAUGAUGCUGCCAGCUGCAUCGCUGUACAUACAAAGUUCCUAUGCCUUGGUUCACAUUGGGGCAUGAUCCACCUUCUUGACCAUCAGGGUAAUAAUAUACAAUCGAAAACGCUUCAGGCGCACGCAGUUGCUGUCAAUGAAAUAUCUAUAGAUCAAAAUGGAGACUAUAUUGCCUCUUGCAGUGAUGAUGGAAAAGUUUAUAUUUAUGGACUAUAUAGUUCUGACGAUAAUCUCAAUAUGAGCAUGGGUAGGCUUGUAAAAAGUAUAGCGAUUGAUCCAAAAUAUUACAAAAGUGGUAGUGGCAGACGGUUUAUUACAGGUGAUGACAAACUGGUUUUAUACGAGAAGACCUUUCUGUCACGUGUGAAGCCUGUUGUUCUCUGCGAGGCCGAAGGUGGUGUCAGAUCUACAGCAUGGGCUGGAGAAUUUGUAGCUUGGGCAUCGGACAUUGGUGUCAGGAUAUAUGACUUAAAUGCAUGCUGUUCCUUAGGACUUAUUAAAUGGACUCGAUCGGCAGAUGCUUUACCAGAGCACUACAGGUGUAACCUUCGAUGGUCGGGUGAUAGGACAUUACUCAUCGGGUGGGUAGAUACUGUUCGUGUCUGUCAAAUAAAAAAACGACUCAUGCAGGACAUUACAAAUCGAGACUUGCCUGAGUACUUCGUGGAUCCAGUGUCAACGUUCCAAGUUGAUUUUUACAUAUCCGGUAUUGCCCCGCUUGAUAAUCAAUUGGUUCUGCUGGGUUGUUCAAAGGAAUUGGAUGAAAAUGGCAAAAGUCAGCGUCCAACCUUGCAAGUCAUCGAACCAAAAUAUCAGGACUUCUCCGAGAUUUGUGCAAAUUCUCUCACGCUGCGUGGCUAUAAAGAGUACGGAUGUAACGAUUAUCAUUUAGAUUGUUUGGUCCACGAAAACAGAUUCUUCAUAGUGAGUCCGAAAGAUAUCGUCAUUGCCAGUCUGUACGAUGCAGAUGAUCGGAUUGAAUGGUUGCUUGCUCAUAAAAAGUUUGAAGAAGCUCUGGAAGCCGUGAUGACCAACGACGGUAAAGAUUGUAAAAAGCACUCUUUGAUAUACGUUGGUCGAAUAUAUCUGGAUCACCUUUUAAACUCUGGCAAAUACGACGAAGCCGGUAAGCUGUGUUUGAAGGUUUUGGGUCGGGAUAAGAAGCUCUGGGAGGAAGAGGUGUACAAAUUUGCAAGAGUUCAUCAACUGCGUUCAAUCUCUUCAUACCUUCCUAGGGGUGACGUUAUCUUGGACCCUAAUGUUUAUGAAAUGGUACUCUUCGAGUAUCUUAAUAUGGAUCCUGAGGGCUUCUUGCACCUCGUAAAGGAAUGGUCACCGAAACUGUAUAACGUUGCUGCGAUAGUAAAUGGUGUUAUUGAUCACAUCAUCCAAAACCCUCAUCAGACUGCUCUCCUAGAAGCUUUAGCUAUUCUGUACAGUCACGAAGGAAAAUACGAUAAAGCUCUAGCUAUGUACCUGAAACUUCGACAUAAGGAUGUGUUUCAACUAAUUCAGAAACAUCAGCUCUGCUCUUCGAUCCAUGACAUGAUCGAGGGGCUCAUGAACCUAGAUGCAGAGAGAGCGAUACGGUUCUUCCUGGAGAAAGAUAGAAUCCCAUCGGACGUUGUUGUCGAAAAGUUGAAAAACAAUCAUUGGUACCUAUACAUGUAUUUGGAUGCUCGAGACAAAACGGACACGAAAGAUUCAAAGGGGAAAUACCAUGGACUUUUAGUUCGCCUCUAUGCCGAUUACUCCAGAGACAAAUUACUACCAUUGCUUAGACGUUCGGAUAAUUAUCCAAUACAACAGGCUCUGGAUAUUUGCAGUCAAAGGUACUUUUAUCCAGAAAUGGUUUAUCUCCUGGGCAGGAUUGGCAAUACCUCAGAAGCAUUAGCGCUUAUGACUCGAAAACUCAAUGACAUGGAAAGUGCUAUUGCUUUCUGUCAGGAACACGAUGAUGAAGAACUCUGGAACGAUCUGGUUAAUUACUCUUUGGAUAAACCAGAGGCAAUUACGUUUCUGCUUCAGAAAAUAGGAACGUAUGUAGAUCCUAGGUUAAUAGUACAGAAAAUAGAACCGUCGUUGGAAAUACCUGGCUUGAAGAAAGCGCUCGUCAAAAUGAUGAGGGAUUACAACCUUCAGGUAUCUGUGCAAGAGGGGUACAAAAAAAUCUUGUCGAGUGACUAUUUUAAUCUACAUGAUAGACUCGUUCGAUCCCACCAAAAAGGGAUUUUUAUGGAUGACGAUCAGAUGUGUGGCGCGUGUCAACGUAAGAUCAUCGUGAGAGAGCCACGGAAUCUAGUCAUAUUUUAUUGCAAACAUUCCUUUCAUGAAGAUUGUUUACCGAAUUUAAAAUUGUUGGAUAACUGUGUGAUAUGCAAUCCACAAAAGGACACCUCACCGGGUAGAAAAUGAUACAUACAAUGCAGAUUAUCUGUGCUGGAACUGAUGACCUUUGAUCCACCAGUGCUACCGCCAAUAUUCAUUGAUGAGAUUACAUGAACGAGGAAUUGCCUGUCACACCUUCCGAUGCUUUCCACUGAUAUAGAGUAAUCACCAACAGGCUUUGAGUCUGUCAGUGAAUUGUCCUUUAAAUAAAUUAUUAAUUUCUCUUUGAAGCACAGGGCCUUUCGCAUUGACUUGUCUGUAAAAUUUAUAUUAUUGUGUUACUGAGUGUUCAACAAAAAUUCUCUUAAGUUCAUAUUUCCUUUUCUCUGUAUAUUUCAAUGUAAAUAUUUUAAUGUUUCCGUAUUGAUGACAGGUCUUAUUUUUAAUACAUUUGACAAGUUCUGCAGAGUUAUGAUAUCACCAAGUCACUUUACUUGCAAUGAAUAGGUACGUAACCAGUUUAAUACUCCUUGUUGAGUUAAUUAAAUAUACAAAUGUAAAUAUGUUUCUAUUGUGUUAUACUGUAAGCAAUAACGUAUUCGUAUCUGACAGUUAGUGCUACAUAUUUAUGUUUCUAAGCAUUGUUGAACUAGAGCAAUUAAAAAAACUUUUUUUACAAUAAAAAUAUU
Molecule: messenger RNA, 3284 nt
Organism: Orussus abietinus
Lineage: Eukaryota; Metazoa; Arthropoda; Insecta; Hymenoptera; Orussidae
Gene: lt
Product: vacuolar protein sorting-associated protein 41 homolog
Exons: 14
Coding region: 145-2682 (845 amino acids)
Biological process (GO): vesicle-mediated transport; endosomal vesicle fusion; cellular response to starvation
Cellular component (GO): HOPS complex; late endosome
Molecular function (GO): protein binding
Source: RefSeq, a predicted model, not a curated record